This is a messenger RNA of Durusdinium trenchii, 1488 nucleotides long. The record is from the annotation of a GenBank genome assembly. Lineage: Eukaryota; Dinophyceae; Suessiales; Symbiodiniaceae.
AUGUCGUCCCUUUCAAGCCAGAUCAUUGUCGAUGAUGAGUUGAUGGAGUAUGAAGUGGGGAGGACCAACAGUGUCUUCAAAAGGCAGAAGGUCUGUGCAGAUCCGCCCCCUGCGAAGCCCUUCCAUGUCAUCCAUGACGAUGUCCCACGCCCCCGUUUGCAGAAUCUCUGCCUUCACAGUGCGCCACAAGCUGCAGCUUUGCCUGUGGAGCCAGAGAAAGAGCAAAGCGCAGGGCCUUUCCCGUGGGAGACCGAGAAGUCUCCUAAUCAGCCUGAGUGGGAAAGGGAGACUGAUAUCGAGAACUCCCGCCGUGGCCACCAGUACUUCCACUCGCCUGCAAUCUUUGCUCCCGAGGGUGAGGAGGCUCCAAGUGCGCCUACUCAGAUCAGGCGGAUGCUUCGGUUUGAUCCCAGUGAAUGCGGGCUGACAGAACCCAAACACAUCCCGGAUCCCACUGACCGUGAGGAUUCACAGUUGGAUGGUGAUGAGCUUUUGAAGCGCAUGGGCUACCAUUUCCAUCCGGAAGAAGCUCUUGCCAUGAUUGAGAACAAUGGUGAGGAGGAGGUGGUGCCUGAGGUGGUGCCUGUGGUGGUGCCUGUGGUGGUGCCUGUACCUGAAGAUGUACCCGAAGUCUGGUUUUGCGUGCAACGUUUGCGAGGAAGCUACAUCCUGCGCAAUCGCAUAGUGCAAUCGCUGCCCUUGGAGACGAGCCCACUGUUCUGCGCGGACACGAUUGACGUGGCAUUUCACGACAUUGGUGCUAAAGAUUGCGUGCGCGCGGACGCGCUGUGCAUCCACGCUGGAAUCGUUCCCGUGCCAUGCCAGCCCCAGAGCGGCAUGGAUGGUCUCUCCAUCCAAAGGUUCUGCGUUGACCGCUUGGAAAGUCACAACUUGGAAUUCUUUGCCCUGCUGCCACCCAAGCCGUUGCUCAAACAAGUCUUUCCGCAGAAGAUUCAACACAUAAGAUUUGCCUGUGCCUGGACCUCCAUGCAAAGCCCAUCGAAGUGGUUCUGUGUUCGUUUCGGCCGCUCCCCCGCGAUCCUGCCCGGUGAUGGCUUCCGCUUGGAGUCGCCUGCAAACUUUGUGGAGGAACUGCAACUGCUCAGAGUUGCACGUCUGUCGUUGCCGACAGUCCGCGAGAAAUUCGUCUACUGCUCUGGCAACAUUGUGGGCUUCGGCUUGCCAUGUCCCUGCCAUCACAGCGGCUUCGCUGUUGCUGGAUGGCACUGUCCUGUUGCGCUUGGCCCUCGCCAGCUUGAUAGCUCUCUGGGCUUCUUUCGGAUCCUGUGUUUCAUAGGGGUUUUGCCUUUGGCCUGGUCCCCUGCACUGGGACGGCUGCUGCCAAAUUGCAUCCGCUUGCGCCACCGCUGCUUUGUAGCUGGCCAGAGCCGCGUCCGCAACCUUCGCACCUGUUUUGGCUUCUCCUUGUUUCCCAGUUUGCCGAAAAGAUGUUGUCAGGGCCGUGGGCAGAGUCGAAGGGGUAACUAG